AUGGCCGCUCCUCGUCGGCCUCCUCCGGCCUACACAGCACCCCCAAACUCGGGCAUCCAUGCGACAUCGCAGCUCUACCAUUCCAUCUCAAAGACUGCAUUGGACCCCGCCGCACGUAUUCCAAAGGAAUCAUUUACAAUCCGACCAUGCUCCGCCCAGGCAUGGGUUGUCCCCGCCGGCCACAUCUGCCGCCUGACAACGCCCAAAGGGCCCCAAGUGGGUGAUUUGAACAUCUGGAAUGCAAACAACCCCCGUGAGCGAAUGUGGGCAGCACGAACUCGGCAGAUCCACGCCUCGCACGUCUCCGUGGGCGACCGUCUCUGGUCAAACCUGCCGUAUCUACGGCCCCUGGUAACAAUCACAGGAGACUCGCUGGGAGGCGGGCAGUUGCAUAAUGUGUUGGGACCGGAUGGAAAGCGGAAGCCGGAGGUCGUGUUUGGCACCACGCAAUUUGGAGGACGCGUGCAUGACCUACUGGGUACUCGAUGCGAUCCAUACGUGAAUCUCCUUAUGGGUGGUGAGACCUUUGACUUUCACUGUCACUCUAAUCUAACGCGGUCGGUGGCACCCUACGGCUUGACAGAGCUGGAUGUUCAUGAUGUGUUGAAUGUGUUCCAAGUGACAGGAUUGGAUGAGGAGGGAAAGUACUUUAUGGAGACUUCACCAGCAAAGGCGGGCGAGUACUUUGAGUUCUUUGCCGAGGUGGAUAUUUUAUGUGCCCUUUCGGCAUGCCCUGGGGGCGACCUUUCUAACUGGGGCUGGGAUGAUAAGGAGGGUGGCAUGGGAUCAACCUGUCGGCCACUUGGGGUUGAAGUGUAUCAGUUGGCCGAUGAAAAAGUGCUAGACGGGUGGAAAGCCCCUUCAAGCCCAGCAUACAAGGGUCUGCAUGGGAUGAGCAUGCCUCCUCGCGACCAAGACGGAAUGGUCGGACUGUGA
Molecule: messenger RNA, 936 nt
Organism: Penicillium longicatenatum
Lineage: Eukaryota; Fungi; Ascomycota; Eurotiomycetes; Eurotiales; Aspergillaceae
Product: urea carboxylase-associated family protein
Exons: 2
Coding region: 1-936 (311 amino acids)
Source: RefSeq, a predicted model, not a curated record